GCCACCAUGAACUCCCAGCAGCAGCAGCAGAAGAACACAAUCAAGAAGAAGCAGCAGCAGCAGAACCUGGUGAGGCAGAGGAAGCCCCACUUCUUCAAAGUCCUCCUCGGCGACUUCACCCACCACCUGAGGAUUCCCCCAAAGUUUCUGAAACACAUUCCAGGUCCAGCCACAGAGUCCAAAACGGCCAUCUUCCUUCACGGCCCCAGCGGAAGCAAAUGGAGUGUGGAGCUGAGGAGAAACAGGGAAGGCACGUUCCUUGCCUCCGGCUGGAGCAAGUUCGUGAAGGAUCACUCUCUGAAAGAAUGCGAGUUCCUAGUCUUCCGGUACGAUGGCAAUAUGCACUUCACCGUGCUCCUUUUCGACACCACUGCGUGCGAGAGGGAGGACGCUUUUGCAGUCAGACGGUGGAAGCAGCCGUGGAAGACGAGAGGUCACCGGCCGAAGGAGGAAGCUGUGGAAGUUAGCAGCUGCUCUGUCAAGCAGGAAAGAAUGAAAAAUGGAGAGGAGGAAACUAAACCAGUACAAAUCCAGCCUUAUUUACCUAGUCAAGAAAGAUGUGUGGCAUUCCCUGAUCCUAUCUGGAAUGACAAGCUUAAAAUGGAAGAGUUUGAGCUUCCACUUAGUAUGAUUCGCAACAAAAGAAAUUACAGGAGAUUUUGCAUAUCAUCAACAAGAAGACAUGUGACAGAUGAAGAAAAGUUGCAAGCGCACAAAGUUGCUAAGUCUUUCACUUCUGCACUUCCGUACACCAUCAUUCGCAUGUCGACAACAACUCUUUUUAAGGGAUACAUGAAUAUCCCUACUCGGUUUUCACGGGAGCAUCUUCCACAGAAUACGUCAAACUUAAUCCUCCAUGACCCGAUCGAUAGGUCCUGGGUUGUGAACUACAUUCCAAAGGAGAAGGGCAACAAAAUAUCAAGAGGGUGGAUGGCUUUUGCAAAAGCCAACAAACUUGAGGAAGGAGACUUCUGUGUAUUUGAGCUCGUUGGUACGGUCAAGUUACGUGUGCAUAUUUUUCGGGUAAUUGAGGAAACUCUACCUAUAUCUACGGUGCCAACAAGGUCAGAAUAGGUCACAUCCAAUUCCCACUUCUUCAAGCUCAUUUGAAUGAACUUGGCUUCCAAGCCAUUGGAGGAACUAUAGGAUUGUAGGUGGGUCAUGGGUGAAGAGGAGUGCCUUUCAUGUGAACUACUGUGUUAGAUAUAAAAUGGUAGAUUAUCUACUAAUACAUGCUUGUGCAUAAUCCAUCUGGAAAAAAAAAAACCCUUCAAACUA
Zingiber officinale is the source of this 1278-nucleotide messenger RNA. RefSeq names its product B3 domain-containing protein Os01g0723500-like. The record is from RefSeq and is a predicted model, not a curated record. Gene Ontology annotation, molecular function: DNA binding. NCBI's taxonomy places the organism in Eukaryota, Viridiplantae, Streptophyta, Magnoliopsida, Zingiberales, Zingiberaceae. The transcript is spliced from 4 exons. Bases 7 to 1074 code for a protein of 355 amino acids.